This is a messenger RNA of Closterium sp. Naga37s-1, 513 nucleotides long. Lineage: Eukaryota; Viridiplantae; Streptophyta; Zygnematophyceae; Desmidiales; Closteriaceae. The record is from the annotation of a GenBank genome assembly.
AUGGGCGCGCUGAACAGUAACCUGGUUACCAACUACCACCAAGGCUGGCGGCUGGUAACGGCCAUGUGGUUACACGGCGGCGUGGUGCAUCUCGUGUGUAACCUCCUCGGCAUCGCCUUCCUGCUCAACCGCCUCGAGAAGGAGUUCGGGCUGUGUUCGUGCGUGGUGUGGUGUGGUAAUUGGGUGGGGAAGGGAGGGGGAGGGGGAAGCGGGGGGAAGGGGGGGGGAGAGGGGGGCCUGGACGGGUGCGAAUCAACGGGCGAGGAGGGGAUUGAGGGGAAAUUUAUGGGGGGAGGGCUUGGUGCGCACGUAGGGCGACCGACGGCCAUCUACCUUCUCAGUGGGUUCUUUGCUGCCGUCUUCUCAUGCCUCUUUCUCGACACACAGAUCAGCGUGGGUGCAUCUGGAGCGUUGUUUGGGCUGGUGGGUGCGUGCCUGUCGGAACUGCUGAUCAAAUGGAAGCUCUAUGACAACAGGGUAUGGCAUUGGGUGCUUGCUUUCUUUGAUGAGUAG